Poeciliopsis prolifica (blackstripe livebearer) is the source of this 3199-nucleotide messenger RNA. It is a transcript of the gene cyb561, whose product is annotated as transmembrane ascorbate-dependent reductase CYB561. The transcript has 6 exons. Gene Ontology annotation, cellular component: lysosomal membrane. The record is from RefSeq and is a predicted model, not a curated record. Gene Ontology annotation, molecular function: oxidoreductase activity. Lineage: Eukaryota; Metazoa; Chordata; Actinopteri; Cyprinodontiformes; Poeciliidae. Bases 716 to 1474 code for a protein of 252 amino acids.
AGCAUGGAGAGAGGAAUAGAGAGGCAGAGAGAGAGGGAGAGAGAGGAAUAGAGAGAGGAAGAGAGAGAGACAGAGAGAGGGAGAGAGAGGAAUAGAGAGAGGAAGAGAGAGAGGCAGAGAGAGGGAGAGAGAGGAAUAGAGAGAGGAAGAGAGAGAGGCAGAGAGAGGGAGAGAGAGGAAUAGAGAGAGAGGGAGAGAGAGGAAUAGAGAGAGGCAGAGAGAGGAAUAGAGAGAGGAAGAGAGAGAGGCAGAGAGAGAGGGAGAGAGAGAGGCAGAGAGAGGAAUAGAGAGGCAGAGAGAGAGGGAGAGAGAGGAAUAGAGAGAGGCAGAGAGAGAGGGAGAGAGAGGAAUAGAGAGAGGCAGAGAGAGAGACAGAGAGAGAGAGAGAGGAAUAGAGAGAGGAAGAGAGAGAGGCAGAGAGAGGGAGAGAGAGGAAUAGAGAGAGAGGGAGAGAGAGGAAUAGAGAGGAAUAGAGAGAGGCAGAGAGAGGAAUAGAGAGAGGAAGAGAGAGAGGCAGAGAGAGAGGGAGAGAGAGAGGCAGAGAGAGGAAUAGAGAGGCAGAGAGAGAGGGAGAGAGAGAGGCAGAGAGAGGAAUAGAGAGAGAGGCAGAGAGAGAGGCAGAGAGAGGAAUAGAGAGAGGCAGAGAGAGCAGCAGGAACGCGGACCUGAAGUCAGGAUUUGACGUCCUUAACGUAUCAAAGCGGACUCUCAGACUAUGGACAAUUUAAUCCCCCACCAUGGUGGCUCUGUGUUUGCGGGGCUGGUGGGAGCAUCACAGGUGCUCGGCCUUGUGUCUGUGGUUCUGACCGGGGUGUGGAUGGGUCACUACCAAGGCGGUUUUGCCUGGGAUGGUUCAGCUCAUGAGUUCAACCUGCACCCUCUUUGCAUGGUGCUAGGCCUGAUUUUCCUGCAUGGCGAUGCUAUUUUAGUUUACAGAGUUUUUUGUAAAGAAGCAAAAAAACAUGUGAAGCUGCUUCAUGGGAUUAUUCACCUGCUCGCCCUCAUCAUCAGCAUCAUAGGGUUUGUAGCUGUGUUUGACUUUCACAGAGCAGCCAAGAUCCCAGACAUGUACUCUCUUCACAGCUGGUGUGGCAUGGCCACCCUAAUCUUCUUCUGCUUACAGUGGGUGUUAGGUUUGCUGUUUUUCCUUUUUCCUGUUGCAUCGUCAUGGUUGCGAGCCACAUACCUGCCUAUCCAUGUCUUCUGUGGACUCACUCUGUUGGUAAUGGCUAUAGGGACGAGCCUGCUUGGCAUCACAGAGAAACUCAUGUUCAGCAUUAGAGAUACAUACUCUCUGUUUGCUCCAGAAGGGGUGCUGGCCAACAUGUUGGGGGUCCUGCUGCUGCUUUAUGGGGUGCUGUUAGUUUACCUGAUCACCAGGGAGGAGUACAGACGUCCCCCAAACCCUGAGGAAGAGUCUCUGUCUGUCCACUUCAAGAACCUGACAGAGGGUGGGGUGCCAACAACACCCUGAAGCUCCAACUGACACUGAUGCAUCUGGACCUUCCCCAUAAAAAACAAUGUUUGUGUAAGCUGUGAUUUUCACAAAGUAUAAAAUAAUGAACAGAGAGCAGUUAUGAUUUUCUCUACCCUGAAAACAAAACUCAUUUUAUUUUCACUUUCCUCCCAGCUAGUUUGCUGGGAGGAAAGUGAAAAAUUGUGUAUUUGUGCUACAGAAUAUGAAUCUAUUGAUGCAUCACACAGAAUGACUGAAAUACGCACGUAUCAUAAACUACAUUUGUGAAAAUAGCAACAGUUAUUGGUGCUAAAAAAAGGAGUAUUAAAGAUUAAUUUCAAAAAAGCAAUUAUUUCCCUUUAUUCAUAGAAGUCAGCUACUUCAAAGUUUUAGGAGCGAUUGCCAAAUCAGUAUUUUAUUCAAGACAGUUUAAUUUUAAAUAUUUUCUUUAUUCAACUCAGGAAGUAUCACAGAAUUCUGUCUUUAUCAAAGCAGUUACAUUAUAAACAGAUUAAAAUAAAUUGCUCUGUAAUGACAACAGCAGCAGAAAACACAAUAAUAAUAUUAAGAAAAAGAAAAUCAAUCAGUUAAGCUGGAAAUAAAAUUCCUACUCCAUGUGCCUGGUCAAUGGGGAGCUUUCUAAGAGGAUAUGUGGUGGUAACACUACAGAGGUUUUGGAGUGCAUAAAACAUUAAAUGAAUUCUACACACCUUUGAAACAUUUUCAUAUGCAGAAGGAGGGGUUCAGCCAAUCACAGAACUUCCUAGCUGCAUGCUUUCAGUGUUGUGCCCAGAUUGGGCAGACACUCAUUUGCCACAAAAUUAGCCUCUAAUGAAAACCUAGAACAUAUAUUUUCCUAAGCACAAAUCCAUGAUCUCUAGUUUGAAGUAAUAUAUAAGUAUGAGACAUUCCUUCAAGUAUGUUACUUAGUAUAAGUAAGAUAAUUACUCCAAAACUAAGUAUCUUACUUUUACUUAGUAUCUUACAAACAUUAGUUUGACAUAACUAGUUUGACUCACUGGCCUUUGUUCCAACAAUUUCAGCUGAUCUCACGGAGUCGACACAAUUUAUUUAUACCGACCUCAUGAUAUAAAAAAAAAUGUUGAACAGAAGGAAAAAGCUCUGUGUUUCAUGCUCUAAUAGAAGCACAAUAUGCAACAUGAUCUUACAAAACCUAACUUCAAGAUCUGUGUAUUUUAAAGAUGACAUCAUUGAACAUGUUUCUUACUUUGUAGGAAUGGUAUUAAGUUUUAAAACCUUAUCUUUUUAACUUUGUAAUCUCAGUAGCCACCAUAUGUGUAUGUUAACACCUUCAAACUUAGGGUUGUCUUUUCAGAACUAUAUGCCAUUGAAUGUGAUAUAUGUCACAGAAAUUCAAACCCAAUUAACAGCAUUGAAGGAAACCUGAAACAUCUUGCUUCAUAUGACUUUUAGAGUCAGAUUUAACUGAAACAGUCAUUCCUCUCUUAAAGGUCUAAACUUGAAUGUUGUUCAAAAAGUUCCCUGUCAUUUUGUUUUGGCUCUGUGAUCACUGCUUUGUAAAUGUUAUGUGUUUUCUGAUGAAACACAAUUAGUAGGUAAAGCUCCUUUGUGUUUACAAUAACCAUUAACGCUCUCUGCCUAACAGAGUCUUGCCAAAUUUCCACUGCUGAAUGUUGUUAAUCUUGAUGUUCCACUUAAUAUUGUAACUGUUCAAAAAGAAGUCCUAAUCUCACUAUGUAAAAUAAAAUGCGUGUGAAAUGA